AUGAUCGUCGCAGGGGCUGGUCCAACAUCUCACGCAAUGGAAUUCGGGUUGGCCGAGAUGAUGAACAAUCCCAUGGUAAUGGAAAGAGCACAACAAGAAUUAGAAGUAGUGGUGGGUGCAAACAAUAUGGUUGAUGAAUCACAUAUUCAUCAAUUACCUUAUUUGAAAGCAAUCAUCAAAGAGACAUUGCGUUUACACCCAAUUGUGCCCCUCCUAGCACCACGCUGCCCUAGCAAGUCAUGCAUUGUUGGUGGUUAUUCGAUCCCCAAGGGUGCCCGUGUUUGCGUUAAUGUUUGGGCCAUUCAUCGGGAUCCUUUUAUUUGGGAAAACCCACUAAAAUUUGACCCAGAGAGGUUUAUGGGAUCAAAAUGGGACUUCAAUGGAAAUGACUUUAAAUAUUUUCCAUUUGGCUCUGGAAGGAGGAUCUGUGUGGGCAUCGAAUUAGCAGAAAGGAUUUUAGUAUUAUUCCUAGCCUCCCUAGUUCACGGUUUCGAGUGGAGCGUUCCGGUUGGGGAAAAGCUAAAUUUAGAAGAGAAGUUUGGGAUUGGACUAAAGAAAAAGAAACCUCUCAUGGCAAUACCAACACCAAGGAUUUUUAAUAAAUCUUUCUAUGAGUAA
Impatiens glandulifera is the source of this 618-nucleotide messenger RNA. Its product is annotated as flavonoid 3',5'-hydroxylase 1-like. Gene Ontology annotation, molecular function: heme binding; iron ion binding; monooxygenase activity. The coding region runs from base 1 to 618 and encodes 205 amino acids. The record is from RefSeq and is a predicted model, not a curated record. Lineage: Eukaryota; Viridiplantae; Streptophyta; Magnoliopsida; Ericales; Balsaminaceae. The transcript has a single exon.